UAAAACCAACUUCCCAUGCUGUAUCAAAAGUUGGGUCUCGCACAAGGUACCAGUCAUUCAAACUGGGACUGCCACUGGCGUUAAGGAUGAAAUUCACACACGUAUAUGCAUUAAAUAUUACAUAACUUGUGGUGCCGUGAAAUACAAGUCGAAUUUGUACAUUGACCAAGCUUGUAAUUCAAAUAAAUAGUACACUUUACAGAAAUGAAUGAAAAUGUGUUAUUUCAGUCAAGCCUCUCCCUCUACAGUUUGAAAAAAAAAUGAUGUGUGUGCGUGAAGAAUCAUAAUUUAAAAGAAUUGAACAGUUUUUGUCACAUUUAUUCCAGGCAGAUUGCAUUGCUCAUUUUGGUGUGUUCACAAUGGCCAACUUGAUCAAAAAAGGUCUACGAAGCUCUAUAAGGCAGACGAAAAGAUAUACAGAGUUACAGUCUGGAAUACCUGAAUGUCUUGAGCGCUCAUUGUACCUUGCACACAUUCAAGACUUGUAGUAAAAAGGCCCCAGAACAUAUGAGCCUCCUUUAUGGCUUCACUGCAGGAACUGUGUGCUUUUCUGACCAUUGUCAGUUUAAUAGAAGGGUCAUGACAUUUUGCGCAUGUGUUGACAAGCCACAAAUCUUAUGUCCAAUGGUUUGGUAAAUUCCAGAUGUGCUUUUUUUUAUGACUUACCUCAAUCAGUGGUCUCCAAACUAUUCCGCAUAGGACCACAGUGGAUGCAGUAUUUCAUUCCAACAAAACAAGACGACACCAAUCUGGUGCCUUACUUGUAAACAGUUGAUUGCAAUCAGGUGCUGCUUGUUUUAGCAGAAACCUCAUUGGUUUAACAAUCUGUGCUUGUUCGGUUGGAACAAAACCAAGGACCCACAGUUGCUUUUGCGGACCGGUUUGGAGACCCUGUCCUGGAUGGUCAAAACUGUUAAUUGCUUUCUAUUAAUCCACGGCAGUUACAGAAAUGUACAUCCCUUGUGUGAAACAUGAAAGAGACUCAGUUCUAGGUCUGCUUUGCUACAUCUGGCAUGGGAGAGUCUCAAAUCUGUCCAAGGUACAAUGAAAUCUAAAGACUAUAAAGGUAUUCCAGAGAGAAAUUAACAGCCUAGUGCCAGAAAGCUUGGUCAUUCAUUUGGUAUUUAAUAAUUUGACACAGUGCAAGUAAAUUCUACUCAGACUUGUGCGACCACAAAAUGUUUUAAUGAUAUUUUAUUUUUUUGUUGUUGACAACCCUAAUUUCCAGAAUAAAAUUCAAUUGCUGGUGAUAAUGCACAAAUUUGGGCUAAUAAAUUAUAAAUAUAGUGGAAAUGAAAAAUAAUUACUCUGAAAGUCGAUUCACAUUGUGCACCCCUGAAAUUUCAGGUUAGGAGUGACACACAGUCGAAAAAAAAGUUAGCAAGGAGGCUCAGAGUUUGAUUACAGUUUGAUUUUUAUAAAUAAUUCUGUCAAAGCAAAAUUCAAAAGCAAUGUUCAUUUUCAUUGGUAGAUUUGAAUAAGUAUACAGUGGUACCUAUACAUACGAAGUUAAUUUGUUCCAGGACCUUGUUUGUAAGUCGUAAUGGUCGUAUGUCGAACAGGAUUUUCCCAUAAGAAUACAUUAUAAUCCCAUUAAUUCGUUCCACAGCCUGAAAACCUACAAAAAAUCCUUAAUAAAUGCUGCUGGUACUGUUGCAAAUAGCAGUUACACAGAGCAAAACAAAUAAAUUAUGAAUAAAAAAAUCAGAAUAAUAUUAACAGUAAUAAUAAUAUUGGUAAUAAUGUAACGAAUCUGGUUCUAAUGUGGCAGAUAUGUUUUGCGUGGUGUACCUGAACGCACCGAGUCGCUGACUUGAGAGUGUGAGAGAGGACUUUUUACUUUCACUUUGUUCAGCUGGUGCGGACAAUAAGCAUGUUGUGUUGAACACAUUCUGAAAUAAAUGAUUAAAAACCUGACGAAGCUGGCGAUUUUACCACAAUGAUAAAUGUCACCUAAACUUAAAAAGACUGGAGAACAGAGGUCGGAGGAUGACCGUCAUCGAGACUCUAGACAUUCUACGGCCGUAUUGUGAAGCCAGUUCACAGACGCGCCCACUGUGCUCAUAUUUUUCUGUCAUUCAUCUAUCAUCAACUAUCAUCAAUCAUCUUCAUUUCAAUGUGUGUGCUCCACUAUGGACCGCAGAAGUGAUGUGGGGCACAGCACAAACAAUAACAGGAAUACCCUCAUGCUCUACAAUGACAGAUGACAGAAGUACUAUGCUGUACAUUCUUGAGGAACCUCAGAUGCGAAGAGAAGGCGAGAGGCUUCGAACAUUUCAGAGCUGGCCAACGGAUGCUCCUGUUACAUGUGGAGAUCUGGCCAAGGCGGGAUUCUUCUUUCUUGGUCCAGGAGAUAAAGUCCAGUGUUUCUGCUGUGGUGGUGUUCUAAGAUGCUGGGUACAAGGAGACAGCCCGGCUGCCGAGCACAAGCGGCAUUUUCCCACUUGCAGCUUCAUACUGGGCCGAGCUGUGGGGAACAUUCCACUGCUGAGCGGCUCUCCUGACUCGGUGGACGGACAGCUGUUGAGUCAACUUCAGAGGUUGACAAUGGAUGACCAGGGGACUGCAGGACAAGCAGUCUACCCAGAGAUGGAGGGGGAGGAUUCCCGACUCAAUACCUUCCACAACUGGCCUACGGAGUCCUCAGUUCAGCCGGAUGUUCUUGCCAGGGCUGGAUUUUUCUACACAGGUCACGGCGACAAUGUCAAGUGCUUCUACUGCGAUGGGGGGCUGAGGAACUGGGAGCCGGGAGAUGACCCCUGGCAGGAACACGCAAAGUGGUUCCCACGGUGUGAAUUUCUAGUCCAAUCAAGAGGACAGGAAUAUAUUAACAACAUCCAGGACGCUCAUUUCCAUCUGAGCGAGACUGUGGUUGGCUCACAGGCAUCCACGGGCCGAGAAAUUGGCUCCAGAAAUGGAGUGGUCGGUGGUUUGGCAGCGUCAUCUGUCAUGCUCUCCCCAGUGGUGCAGAGUGUAAUCCAAAUGGGCUUUGAAGCCAGCCUGGUAGAGAGUCUGGUCCAGACCAAAUACCUUUUGACUGGCCAACACUACUUGCAUGUGUCUGACCUGGUCUGUGAUGUGCUACAUGCCGAGGAGGAAGACAGACAGAGAAGGCCACAGAGCAGAGAGCAUGAUGGGAGGCUACGCCCUGGUGCUGGGGACGUGAGGACACUAUCACCACUGGGAGAGAAAGAGAGGGAGCCCAGUCCCGAAGAGCUUUUGCGGCAGCUACAGGAGGAGAGGACUUGCAAGGUCUGCAUGGACAAGCUGGUAUCCAUUGUGUUCAUCCCCUGUGGUCAUCUGGUGGUGUGUGGUGACUGCGCUGCUAGCCUGCGUCACUGCCCCAUCUGCAGAGCCGUAAUCAGAGGCAGUGUUCGUGCCUUCAUGUCCUGAGAAAGCGUUGGGAUGCAAUCCACAGCCUGCGUGUCAAACAAGCACUUCUUUCUCAUAUGUUACUGGUUUAGUUAGCAGUUACUAAAUAGAAUCUAUAAUAAAUAUUUCAAGCUCCUCAGAAAA
Corythoichthys intestinalis (scribbled pipefish) is the source of this 3516-nucleotide messenger RNA. RefSeq names its product baculoviral IAP repeat containing 7 (gene birc7). The record is from RefSeq and is a predicted model, not a curated record. Gene Ontology annotation, cellular component: nucleus; cytoplasm. The coding region runs from base 1990 to 3393 and encodes 467 amino acids. Gene Ontology annotation, molecular function: cysteine-type endopeptidase inhibitor activity involved in apoptotic process; ubiquitin protein ligase activity. Gene Ontology annotation, biological process: positive regulation of protein ubiquitination; negative regulation of apoptotic process; regulation of cell cycle. Lineage: Eukaryota; Metazoa; Chordata; Actinopteri; Syngnathiformes; Syngnathidae. The transcript is spliced from 8 exons.